Molecule: messenger RNA, 3858 nt
Organism: Pieris macdunnoughi
Lineage: Eukaryota; Metazoa; Arthropoda; Insecta; Lepidoptera; Pieridae
Source: the annotation of a GenBank genome assembly
AUGGGAAUAUUAUCGUCGUUUGUGAUGAUAGAUAGGUCAUGCAUUAAAGUCCUUGACGUCAGCAUCAGGCCUUCACUCAAUCUUUCCAGAACUAAGAAGUAUACAUAUGAGUUCAAAGGGAAUGUUUCAUCUGGGAGUGUGGUGACUCUCAGUUAUUGGACUAUUAGUGGAUCUCUCACAGUUCUUGUGUAUGAUAAUUAUACUAAAGCGAGGUUCGAGUUGGAUCAUUUAAAGCCCACAGUAUACACGAAGAAUAAAGGCCACACAACUGAGCAGUCGCUGGAAGCCGUCUCCUACUUGAAACAACCAUGGGAAAUAGAGUAUUUGGAAACCGGCUUCAUCAGUUCAAUAUACUUCGGUGAAGAGCCUUCAUGGUCGAAGAACAUGAAACGAGCGAUUUCCAUCAACUUUCAGUUGAAGAAAGAUUUAGGGUCAUACACCAAUAACGAGCCAUGCCUAUACGCUCUAUGCGUAAUGGUGUACACAGCUCGACGGAACACAAUUAAAAAAUACAGCAGUCUCCAGCGAUCUUCAUCUGGAACUGAACAUACCUGGAGCUCCGUGCCCUGGAGCAAUGAGUAUGGGCGCGUGCCUGAAAACGUAGCGACUUCCGAACGUAUUUAUGAAUUGGAUGAGCACGGCCUCACCAGCCUUUAUAUGAAAGGCGACUUCCGGUAUAAAGUGAAUGAACACAUUCUUAGUGUAUCUUCAGAACUGUCAUUCUACCUGGACGGGGAUUCCCCGGCACCCACUGUCGAGAAGUUAAAUGUGACCAGGGAUAGCAUACAGUACGAGGCCAGCGAUUUCAAUGACCCCACAAAUGGGAUACGAUACAUGAGUGAAGGGAAUUUGAAAAAUAAAACCUAUGAGGUACUUAUGAAGAUCGCGAAACGAGGGAUAGAUGCUGAUAAUAUAGUGAGAAACGAAUCGUUAAUACAUAGCCUGGACUUCAUAGAUUUGCUCAAUACAAUUUCCCAACUCUCCCAAGAGUCUCUGACGAAACUCUUCGAUGAUCUUGUCCUUGGGACCAGCUACGAUCUGGAGACGGCCAGAAAUAUCUUCCUGGAAGUGCUGCCUCACGCCAGGAGCGAUGCCUGUGCAAGAUUUAUAAGAUAUCUUGUCGUUGAGCAGAAGACGAAAAUCGAAGACGCAAUCCUUCUAUCUCUUAUUCGAAAGCUGCCCUUCAACGUAGCGAAUCACAGCCAGGGUCUUCUCGAAGAAUUGGAGACGUUCACCAAACUCGGCCUGGACUUUCCUCUUGAUAUUCGCCACGCCGGGAUCUUGUCCUUCGCCAUUUUGGUGUUCAAGACUGCUGAAGCUGGACAAGUUAAGCAGGAUUACUUCGAUAAUGUCAUUGUCAAGUAUUUUCGGAUGUAUAGUGAUUGUCCACAAUAUCUGGAUAGAAUGAUCUGGCUGCAAGGUCUGUGCAGUUUGGGUUUCGGCGCAGAAGCAUAUGUUCGGACGAUAUACAGUGACGCGUCUAGGAAUAGACACGAGCGUCUAUGGUCUUCCAUGGCUUGUGGACAGGAAGCUAGAGGGUAUAUGGCGCUACAGGCCCUGGAAGUGAGCCUUCCAAUCCUAACAAACGAAACCGAGCAUAUACAACUUCGUAUCGCAGCGUUGCACGCGAUUCUACGUUCGGAAAUACAAGCUACGGAUUUCCUCUUUAUCCACAAUUUCAUAACCAGCUCCGAUGAUGAUCAGCUCAAGAGGUUCUGGUACUCAACGGUGAAGAGCCUCGAAGCCAAUCGUUUCUUUGAGGGAUAUCGUUUUGCAUCUUACUACAUCCCAUUCGUAGCGAAGCAAGUGACUAAUCCAGACACAACAUAUUGGGCGACGAAUAACUACAUAAUCACCAAUGGUGAUGAGUUUGGGCCAUCACUGCAGGUGUUCAGCAUUGGUGAAGAGUUCAGUGCAAUGCCUGCGAUGGCUGGGGUCACCUUAAGUUCGGGAGGGCGUCGACCUUAUGACACUUCGAUUUAUUUUAUAGCUGAAGGCGUGUCUUCUCAUAUAUUUAAAAAGAUGCGUAGUGUCUCAGCAGAUCUGAAUGUGGAGACUCUGGUAAAAGUUUUGGAGAAGAUGAAAAUUUGGACAUUGAAGAGUCCACAAGAAGUACAUAUAGAUAUAGUGAUAAAGGUAGAAGACAAGACAGUAUAUGCAACGCACAUCAACCAAUCAAGAUUUGAGACCUGGAACGGAAUGGAAAUGGCAAAAUCAAUAAUGGAGUUUCUAAGAUUCGGAAGCCAUAUCAACCAACAGAUGGUCUACUAUCCAUCACAAAUGGAGAUGAAUGUACCGAGUGAGCUGGGUACUCCAAUUCGCCUACAGUCCCUAAGCAUGGGUUUUACCUCUGUUAGAGGUAACCUAACAGCACCAGCUGAUCCCACAUUGGAUCUAGAUUGGGAGAACGAUUUGCACAUUAGGUUCCAAGGUACAAAAGUUACAUCACUGUCAACUUAUGCACCCCUGGUCCAAUCCGAGCACACAGGAAGAGUCCAACAAUCGCUGGUGGCUCAUCUUCCCAUCAAGUUUAAUGUGACUUGCCAAGCGUCAACGCGGUCUAUUGCGUUUACGUGGUUAAAUCCCUUCGCACAGCGAGCAGGCAUCGCAAUGCACUCCAGGGUACAAAUUACGACGGACUCUGCACUUGGAAGGGAUUCCUACACUGUAUCUUCGAAGCCUAUAUCUAAAGUGAAUAAAAAUGGCAUAUUCUUCGAUUGUGAGCAACAGACUUCAGCAGCAGAAGUACUAGAGAAAUAUUUGAUGUCGAAAAUAAUAAAUUACGACACUCCCCAAACCCAAAAAACCUUCGUGGACACAUUACACCAGCUGACUCCCCUACCAGGUUGUGGACUCAUUCUCCCCCCCACAAGGCAGGAUCAAGGAGGAGAUGAAGUUAUACGACUUAAGUUUAGUUUGGGCAACAUUUCUUUGGAACGAGUAGAUAGUGUUGAAGCCAACUUUGGAGUCGUGUUAAGCUAUUAUAGCUUAGAUGAAAAGACCGUCUUCUUAAAGAUAGAUUCUAAUACAAAGAUAAAGAGUACAGGGAGGAAUGUCUCAGCUGAGUGGAACUUAUACGUGAAGCAGCCACAAGCAGCGGACCCGAAGAAGACACAUUGGAAGCUCUGCUACAAAGAAGAUGACGUAAGCCACGCCCCAUCAGACGAAGACAUCACGACCACGCCCUCAGCCUACGAAGGUCUCGUCACAAUCACGUAUAGGUCUUCUGAUAAAUUCGUCAGCUGUUCCACGGACCAGAGCAGCACUAUUGAAGUCAAGUACCAAGGGACUCCAAAACACGGGGAUGGUGGAUUGGAGAGGAAUGUGGAGUUUCAGAUUGUGGGAGAACGGCUCCACGACUUUGAUCUGCUUCCAAAACUGGGUCUGAUGGGUGGCACUCCAGCUGGUCAGAUCCUCGGGAGUCUUGACAAGGAUACUAUAAAUGCUACAGCAGUUGUCAAGGAGAAGAACGGAGUAGCAUCUCUUGUGGUCAACCAUGGACCAGAGAUGAAGUUCAAAUCGGACAAUAUUGCGUGGCUGUUGGAUAGUGUGACCGGAAUGCAACUUAUGAAGAAAUUUGGAUUUUACAGAGAAUGCAGGCUUCAAGGUCUAACAGUUCAGACAUUAUCAGGGAGUGUUGAUCAAUUGCAACCAAUACAAUGCGCUGAGACCGUAGUACUAGCGGACUGCUCUGAAUUACCAAGAUUAAUACCAAUUAAUGACGGCGUCAGAAUUGCAUCAGAAUCAACCGGUGUUUUGAUUUAUAAGAAACACAAUGAGACCGUAAUCCUAGUGCCAUUCGCCUAUAUGGACACUGUUUGUGGGGAAUGCGUGGGGCUGGAUUAUAAUAAUUGCUAG